Tremella mesenterica DSM 1558 is the source of this 1381-nucleotide messenger RNA. RefSeq lists its product as uncharacterized. The transcript is spliced from 3 exons. Gene Ontology annotation, molecular function: RNA polymerase II transcription regulatory region sequence-specific DNA binding; DNA-binding transcription activator activity, RNA polymerase II-specific. The coding region runs from base 524 to 1261 and encodes 245 amino acids. The record is from RefSeq and is a predicted model, not a curated record. Lineage: Eukaryota; Fungi; Basidiomycota; Tremellomycetes; Tremellales; Tremellaceae. Gene Ontology annotation, biological process: regulation of transcription by RNA polymerase II. Gene Ontology annotation, cellular component: nucleus.
CAUCUCUCCAUCGAUCUUUCACUCCAUCAGCACCAUCAAACAUAUUCCUUUUGUUAUCGAUCAAAACCCACGUUUAAAGGUUCACAAUCCCACGUCGCCACCUGUUCACUUUACGACGUCUUUCCCCGUGCUUCUCGGCUUUCACUCACUACUUUGUCCCACAACAUCCUGUUUGACAUUUGCUCCGCUUCAACAUCGCACUUCAUCCCUUCAAACACUUUUAACAUCCAUUGCCAAGUGGUGUCUGACAUUCUCCUUCUCGUACGUGUCACACCCAUCGCUCCUUUGAAGACUCAAAACACUCCGAUAGAGCGCUUGUCUCUUCAAAACGACCGUUUACACCGCCCUCCGACCAGAAGCGAGAGGCCUUCGUCAUCACAACUGAGCACCCAAUCUUCUAUCCUCAAACCUCACUCCACUUCAUCCAUUCUUACAUAUACACAACCUUCACUCCUUUGCGACUACUCCACAUUCGUAUUGCGUGAUAUACACAUCAUCGAUAUAUAUAGAUAAUCAAAUCGUCAUGUCGUUCGAUCUCCCUGCCCAUUUACAGGGUCUCAAUACUCUUACCCCUUCUCCUCGUGACGACCAAGCUUUAGUACAGGAUCAAGAACAAGAAUUCUGGGCGUAUCUUCACGCUGAUGAUCUGUUCAAGAACUUUGGAACAAACGAAGCAUAUCCCGGCAAACUCACACCGGCGGUCAACGAUAAGAAGCCCGAAGCCACAACACAGCUACCUUCUCUUUCAGACUUUAUUGCAAAGUUCGUAUCGGACUCUACUCCCGCUGGGGACGACGAAGAUAUAGCUGCUCGACAGUUACCUUAUCCAUUCGCGGGUGGCUAUUCUCCAGCCACGGGUGCCUCGACUCUACCAAACACCCCCAGGACGGGACUUCCCUUGGGUCUGGUAAACACGGCAGAUGUCAUGCCGAGACCACAUGAGGAGGACGAGAGGAUUUCAGGUGCAAAAAAGUUGAAGCAGAUUGGAGCUGGUCCAGAAGUGAUUCAAGAGGACAAGCGAAGACGGAAUACCGAGGCUAGUGCCAGGUUCAGAGCGAAGAAGAAGGAACGUGAACAGGCAGUUGAGCAACAGAACAAAAUACUUCAAGCUCAAGUGGCUGAACUCUCCGCUCAGAAACAACGACUCGAAUCUGAGAACACGCUUCUUCGACAGAUAGUCCUUCACGGUAAAGCCGGAGCUGUCGAUGGCGGUGAACUCGCCGGUCUCUUUGCCGGUCUCAAGCGUCGACGAGAAGAUUAGUCUCGUGUCAUGUGUGGAUAGGUCAGUGUAUCUGUAGUGUGGUAUAGAAGUUUCAAAGUUCAAAGUCAAGGGUUGUGGGAGGUUGUUAGCUAUAUCUAGCUUGCAUCUUGAUUUACUAUU